Molecule: messenger RNA, 1806 nt
Organism: Oryza sativa Japonica Group (Japanese rice)
Lineage: Eukaryota; Viridiplantae; Streptophyta; Magnoliopsida; Poales; Poaceae
Product: momilactone A synthase-like
Molecular function (GO): oxidoreductase activity
Source: RefSeq, a predicted model, not a curated record
AGCACACCGCCUCCACUCAGCACUAGACCUAGUACUCGUUGCCAUUCGAGCAAGAUCGUGAGUCACCCUAUUCGCUUUUCUCUUUAUCUUAUGCACUUGCAUCUGCUGGAGACACCGCAUGACCUUUUAUCUCCAAGAUUAUUGCCAGCCAGUUUGAUCUCAAUGAGAUUUCGUUCUGUAGAGCUUGGCAACCUCAGCAUUGUCUAACUCCAGAAUGAUUGGCAUAUGGAUCCACUGAGCUGCAUUCCUGAGACCUUCAAGGCAGGCUAGCACUUCCGCUUCAGUAGCUGAUCCACGAAGGUGAAGAGUAUUUUGUUGAAUUCAUUUUGAACCAUAUCUCUCUCACUACAUUUUUCACCUCCGAUUAAUCAUCGACGCUGACAUGAUACUCCUAUCGUCAGCAUCUACCACCGUAUUGUACCUGCUCUAAUAGAAUAGUACCUUUAUUAUAACCCCCAACCGCACGUUUUAAUAACUAUUUCAUAGAUUAAAGUCAAUAAUUUAAUUAUUGUCCUCUAGCACAAUAAUAGUAAUCCGUACAUUUUCCAUUCUUUUUUCAGAUUUUUUAUUUAUAAACUACUCAACCAAUCCCUCUCUACAUACUACAGUCUGUAUACUCCGAGGAACCUGGAAGCGAACCAAAUUUCACGAUGAUGAGCGUAGCAGCCAACAAAAUUCUCAGGGGGAGGAGCAGAGGUGUUCGUCCGAUGUUCUCUUCCGGCUUGGCCGAUCGCCUCUUCUCCUCGUCGGCGUCAAGCUCCAAAAGGUUGGAAGGGAAAGUGGCCGUGAUCACCGGCGCGGUGGGCGGCAUCGGCGAGGCCACGGCGAAGGAGUUCGUCAGGAAUGGCGCCAAGGUCAUCCUCGCCGAUAUCCAGGACGACCUUGGCCGCGCCAUGGCCGCCGAGCUCGGCGCGGACGCCGCGUCGUACACGCACUGCGACGUCACCGUCGAGGCGGACGUCGCCGCGGCCGUCGACCUCGCCGUGGCGCGCCACGGCCGCCUCGACGUCGUCUACAGCAACGCCGGCAUCGCCGGCGCCGCGGCCCCGCCCACGCUCUCGGCGCUCGACCUCGACGACUACGACCGCGUCAUGGCCGUCAACGCCCGGUCCAUGGUGGCCUGCCUCAAGCACGCGGCGCGCGUCAUGUCCCCGCGCCGCGCCGGCUGCAUCCUCUGCACGGCGAGCUCCACGGCGCUGAUCGGCGACCUGGCGGCGCCGGCGUACUGCAUCUCGAAGGCGGCCGUCGUCGGAAUGGUGCGGACGGUGGCAAGGCAGCUGGCGCGCGACGGCGUGCGCGUGAACGCCAUCUCGCCGCACAUCAUCCCGACGGCGCUGGUGACGCGCGUCAUCUCCGAGACGUUCCCGGCGGCCACCGCGGAGGAGGUGAGGAGGAUGGUGACGAGGGACAUGCAGGAGCUGGAAGGGGCGUCGCUGGAGGUGGAGGACGUGGCGAGGGCGGCCGUCUUCUUGGCGUCCGACGAGGCCAAGUUCGUCACCGGCCACAACCUCGUCGUCGAUGGCGGCUUCACGGUCGGCAAGGACCUCCUCCGGAAUCCACCGAGCUUUGCUUGACAUCUUGGAGGUGCUCGUUUCGAAUUGAAAUGCUAAAAUAGAAUUAUAUAUCAGGUAACAAUUUGGUCAAUAAUUUGUUUCAAAUGUAACCUUGAUACCUCGGCAUGUGUAUGUCCGUGGUUCUUAUUCUUACGGAAGUCCUAUAAUUUGGAUUGGAAUUAGUAAAUUGUUUAACAAUUAACGCGACGAUUGUAGUUGCUCCGAUCAUUAAUAUAUGAUGUUUUAAUUCUAA